GCCAAAAAGCUCAAAUAUGUGCAGACUGUUGUCAUGACCGCAACACAACAAAAUGUCCAAUGCAGUCUGGCUUUAAUACAACUCUUACAAGGACAAAGACUUUCUCCAAGUCUGGCCUGCCCCUUUAACAGCAGUUCAGCCCUAGUGGUGAUUAUCGGACUGUCCGGUUCCCUGGAAACUCUGCGGCGCAGCUCUCACUUUAAACCGGGAUCAUGGCGGCUCCGCUCGGGCGGGACACACUACCUGAGCACUGGUCCUACGGAGUGUGUGGGGAUGGCAGGGUCUUUUUCAUCAACGACAAAACUCGCGGCACUACUUGGCUUCAUCCCCGCACUGGUGAACCUGUCAACUCAGGACACAUGAUACGAUCAGAUUUACCGCGGGGGUGGGAAGAGGGCUUCACCGAGGAAGGCGCCAGCUACUUUAUAAACCACAACCUAAGGACGACGACAUUCAGGCAUCCUGUGACGGGACAUAUAUCCUCAGAAAACACUGACUUCAUUUUACAAGACCAGGCAAAUUUACACAUGUCCAAGCCACCACCAGAGCCGAGGCCUCCCAGUAUGGUCAGCGAGUCCUCUGUCGCCGUCUCCUCAUCCCCUGCGGACACCACCUCAGGAUCCAGGAGUUUGAAACCCAGUGGGAAGGUGCAUUGCUUUGGCAAGCGUGACCAUUCCAUCAAAAGGAACCCUAAUGUCCCAGUGGUGGUGAGAGGAUGGCUCUACAAACAGGACAGCUCAGGCAUGAGACUGUGGAAGAGGAAAUGGUUUGUGUUGUCUGAUUACUGCCUGUUUUACUAUAAAGAUAGUCGAGAGGAGACGGUUCUGGGAAGCAUUCCUCUGCCUAGCUAUGUCAUUUCCCCCGUGGGACCUGAGGACCACAUCAGCCGCAAAUAUGCCUUUAAGGCCUGCCACACGGGAAUGCGCUCCUACAUUUACAAUAAGAAUUCUCUGAUUGGCUCGCAGGCAGAGCACUGUGGCAUGAGGACCUAUUUCUUCAGUGCUGACACACAAGAGGACAUGAAUGGCUGGAUCCGGGCCAUGAACCAGGCUGCACUGAUGCAGAGCCAUGGCUUGAAGAGAGAAGCUGAAAGAAGCUUCAAAUCUGAGCAGCAAGCAACCCCCCAGACCAACCAUUUCAGCAGCAGCAUCAGAAGCUCCUCCCAGGCUGAGGGCCUCCAGCAGACAGUACAUGUGGAGGUGGCAGAGCUGAGGCCAGAGCGAGAUGGGGAGGACUGCUACGUUUACAGCAAGGAACUGAUUGAGGAUCCUGUUAAAAUCUCCUCUGGGGAGUUGGAGAUGGAAGGGUUUUCCCAAUCAGGUGCCCAUUCUCGCCCACCUUCCACAGUGCCCACUCACAGGAACGGGCUGCCCCCCUCGGCCAUACCUUCUGAUCAGAACGGGAACGUGGUGUAUAAGAGGGGUCUCGUCCCCCGUACUGACACAGAGAAAAAGGUGCAAAGGAAAACUGCGCUGGCUCAGGUUGAGCACUGGGUGAAGGUGCAGAAAGGAGACCCCAAAAGCCAUCCCACUGUUGAGUACACCCUACCCAGACGGACACCACCUCUCCAGCCUAAGUCCGUCAUGAUGGAGACGUACCAGUCGUUGCCAAAGACCACUCGCCACCACUCCGGAAGCAGUUCCCCACCAGUGCCACGCAACCUGCCUAGUGACUACAAGUACGCCCACGACCGGCUUAGUCACUUUCGUAUGUCCACUGAUGAGCGGAUGGCCACUAAAGAAGGCAUGGUGUGGCAACUGUACGAAUGGCAGCAGCGCCAACAGUUCCGCCAUGGAAGCCCCACUGCACCAAUCUACACCGGCCCUGAUUACAUGGACACAUCUGCCUUCAGAGUUACUCUGGAAAUGCCACGAUCCAUAUCUGUGCCACCAUCACCAUGUGACAUACCCCCACACGGUCACCCCUCAAAGUCCUUGUCCCCUCGCAGGCCCCACACGCCCGCAGACAGGGUGACGGUGCGUCCGCUGGAUGACUUCUCCACCGUGGACACUCCCAGUUUGGGUUCUCCCAGAGGAAUAUGUUCCCAGAUCUCAAAGACCUCACAAAUAGAGAGGAGAUCCAUGCCCACAAUGGGAUACAUCACACACACAGUCAGUGCACCAAGUCUGCAUGGAAAAACGCCGGAGGAGUUGACCCUGCUGCUCAUCCAGCUCAGGAGACACCGGGCCAAGAUGGCCAGCGUGCGCAGCGACACAUUCACACACCUGCAGCACCAGCACAACGGCCUCUCAGGCCCCAGUUUGCAGGCAGAUGACACUUACAUCCAGCUGAAGAAGAACCUGGAGUAUCUAGACCUGAAGGUAACUGGACGUGACUCGCUUAAAGAUCGACCGCCUCGGCCGGUUAAAAUAGCUGAAAGUGACAUAGAUGUGAAGCUUAGUAGGUUAUGCGAGCAAGACAAGAUCCUACAAGAGCUGGAGGCCAGGAUACGCACACUCAAAGAAGAUAAGGACAAGCUCGAGUCAGUUCUGGAUGUUUCCCAUCAGCAGAUGGAGCAGUACCAGGAUCAGCCUGGCCAUGCAGAGAAGAUUGCCUAUCAACAGAAGCUGUUACGAGAGGACGUGGUCCACAUCAGGGCGGACAUCUCCCAGGUGUCCACGGAGAUGGAGAACGCUUGGGCUGAGUACAGCCAAUUGGAGAGAGACGUGGACAGACUGCGUUCAGCCCUUCAAGACCAGAUGACACACAGUGCUCUCUCUCAGCAGGAGAAAUCUCAGCUGAGGAAGGAGCUGUGGCGGAUCGAGGACGUACUUGCAGGCCUGAGCUCCAGCAAAGCCAACUACAAAGUGACCAUUGACUCUGUUCACUAUCCAGGUGAGAGCGGGCCCUUGCCUGCCUUCACCCCCAUGCACUGGAACACAGACCGAGAGAGGAAACUCGUGCCUUCAGCGUCAUUGUCCGCAGUGCCUUCUCUCUCUGCGAGCCCAUGUGUGGGUGAACUGAAAGCUGCUCAGUCCAGCCCCCAUCUCAGCCCGGUGCAGUCUACCCAGCAGCCCUUGCAGCUCUCACGUACAGCACACAAGCCAAAAUGGCCUGAAGAAGACGCUCCACCCAGACCCCCUCUUCCUCACCUCUACAGUCCAGACGAACACCCCCCGGCUGUGCCCCCUCUCCCCAAAGAGACCUCCGUCAUCCGCCACACAUCAGUACGUGGCCUGAAACGACAGUCUGAUGAGCGGAAGCGUGAUCGUGAGAUCGGACAGUACCCUAACGGAGACCAUAAGGUUGAGAUACGAGCGUUCCUGAGUGAGCCUGAACUGCUGGUAGUUGGUGGCUUGAGUCGUGAUAGUGGCUACCAAACUCUACCAAACCGAGGUUUGACAGGCUCAUCUUCAAGACUGAACGAGUCAUCUAACAUUUCAUCAUUUGUCACCCUCAGAAGAGGACACACCACCACAAGCUUGAAGGAGAGACCAAAGAGUGCCUUGGAGCGGCUGUACUCUGGGGAGCCCGUGCAGCAGCGCGGCCGCAUGAGCGCCGAAGAGCAGCUGGAGAGGAUGAAGCGUCAUCAAAAGGCUCUCGUACGAGAGCGCAAGAGAACGCUCAGCCAGGGCGAGCGGCAGGCAUCCUCAUCUCGUGCCUCCUCCUCCUCCACAUCCAGACCCGUGUCUGCAGACCUGGGAUCAUGGAGGAGAGAGCAGGACUUUGAUUUGCAGCUUCUGGAGCGGGCCGUGCAGGGUGAAGGGAGACCAGUCGAGCACAAAGAGAGACAGCGCUCUCACUCAGACGAAUGGUUCACCCUGAGCAGCACACCCAUGAGAGAACUAGAUCUGGAGCCUCUGGACUACCAGCUGGACCUCAGCAAAGAGCUGGCAAAGCCACAAAAGGUGGCCAUCCCUGAGCGCUAUGUGGACAUGGAUCCAGAGGAGCCCCUCAGCCCACAGGAAAUGGAGGCCAGACAUCGUAAAGUGGAACGAAUCAAGAGCAUCCUGGCUAAGUCUAGUGUCCAGAAUAUACCUCCUCCUGCAGCAGUAGACAAGCCAGUGCUGCUGGGCAUAGACUCAGCUCUACAGGAGCAAGAGAGAAUCAUCACCAUGUCCUAUGCCUUAGCAUCAGAGGCCUCGCUCAAGAGCAAACAAGUGGCAGCUUCACCGCCGGUUAACAGUCCCACCUCACUCCCUCCACCUCCACCACCUCCUCCUCUUCCUCCCCCCGCUCCUGUUGCCGUCUCUACGGCUCAGUCUGCCCCCCCUCCCCUGAGCAAUGGAUUUCACUACACCUUUGUCUAAUCAGAGAACAACAAAGGCUUGUGCUGUAGUAUCGAGGAACUUCAUGAGUAGUGUAGAUUGGCCCCCCUCUACACAACUGCCUCCACAUCUGGAGAUGGAGAGGUGUGUGAAUUGUGUGCAAAUUGGCUUUUUGUUUGCCGAUAAGCCUAAAAAGCCAUAAACAAAUGCUGUCUUUUGUUAAUUGUUUGUAAUUACCAAAGACUCAGGGCAUCGCUAAGGCAGCACAUGCUGUUGUGUUGCCAAACACCACUUGCUUUGCCAUCUGUAAUCUGUAAAGAGCUUUUGUGUUUCAAUGUCUGUGACUCGCUGAAAUAAACAGCCGAACUACUAUCAAGGUUUUGUGGGGAAAAAAGGAAAAACGUGGCACUUCGUCUUUGGACACUUUAUAUGUGUGCGCAUCUCUCCAAAGCUAUUUUAGGGCAGUUCAUUAAAAAGAGCAUGACCUCCACCUGCAUUGUGUGUUCUGCUUCUCAGCAUGCCCCAAAUCAGUGAACUGCCAUGAUUUCCCAUUUGACACAUGCAAAUUACGAGCUAUUAUGUGCAGUAUCUGAGUCACUGUCCAAAAAUACAGUACACUUUUGGCCCCAUUAGGUCUUAAAGGCACAAUUUUUUUUUUCAUGAUUUUUAGAUUGUAAAUCAUUAUCUAACAUGUAAAUAACCCCAUCAUGAAAAGUUAGCUAGUCUUACCUUUAGAAAUCCUGAUCCCGGUUAUGUAUAUAUACUGAAAAAUAAAUAACUAAAUAAAUAAAUAUAACUAUAGAUCUCCUACUGAGUUGACAGAACAUUACUGUAUAUAUUUGUGUCCCUGAACCUUAAAGUCUAAGUUUGUUAAAAAUUUAGUUGUUACAUCAUCUGAAAGCUGAAUAAAUAAGCUUUACGUGAUGUAUGGUUUAUUAGGAUCGGACAAUCUUUGGCCGAGAUACAACUAUUUGAAUAUUC
Carassius auratus (goldfish) is the source of this 5189-nucleotide messenger RNA. Its product is annotated as pleckstrin homology domain-containing family A member 7. Bases 213 to 4250 code for a protein of 1345 amino acids. The transcript has 30 exons. Gene Ontology annotation, molecular function: protein binding. The record is from RefSeq and is a predicted model, not a curated record. NCBI's taxonomy places the organism in Eukaryota, Metazoa, Chordata, Actinopteri, Cypriniformes, Cyprinidae.